AAAAAUAUUUUAAAUAGCAAAAUACACUAGGCAGGCCCCCGGAAUCACAGCUCACAGCUGGCAGAGUUGGUUUUGUGGUCUCAGAUUUGACGAUUUUCGCGAUGGCUAGCGAAAUGCUGCUGCAAAAAGCUUGCCGUGGAUUAGCUCUUCAGGCUCGAGGAAUUCACGUUUCGGCCGCUGCGAGUUCUGCCGCCCGUACAAAAAAGUUCCAAAUCUAUCGAUGGAACCCGGACAAGCCGAACGAAAAGCCUUCCAUGCAAGAGUACGCCGUGGACCUCAACAAGUGUGGUCCAAUGGUCUUGGACGCCCUGAUUAAAAUAAAAAACGAGGUCGAUCCCACCCUGACCUUCCGCAGGUCGUGUCGUGAGGGCAUUUGCGGCUCUUGCUCGAUGAACAUCGGCGGAGUCAACACCCUCGCCUGCAUCACCAAAAUCGACGACAACCUGUCCAAGCCCGCCAAGGUGUACCCUCUGCCGCACAUGUACGUGGUCAAGGACCUGGUGCCUGACAUGAACAACUUCUACGAGCAGUACAGGUCCAUUCAGCCCUGGCUGCAGCGCAAGGACGAAUCUCGAAAGGGCAGCCAGCAGUACCUGCAGAGCGUGGAGGACCGGCAGAAACUGGAUGGACUGUAUGAGUGCAUUCUGUGCGCUUGCUGCAGCACAUCGUGCCCUUCGUACUGGUGGAAUGGAAACAAGUAUCUCGGCCCUGCUGUGCUCAUGCAGGCCUACCGGUGGAUCAUUGACUCGAGAGAUGAGGUGACUGCCGAGCGCCUCGACCGGCUCAAGGACCCCUUCUCCGUGUACAGGUGUCACACCAUCAUGAACUGCACGAGAACUUGCCCGAAGGGACUGAACCCUGGCAAGGCGAUCGCGGAGAUCAAGAAGCUCUUGGCCGGAAUCAGCAAGAAGGGUACCCCCGGCUUGGACACGACUGCGUUGCAACGACAGUAAUUCACCAAAUCUUACCCGUGUUGUAGAUAUUAAAACUGUUGUAAAGAUUUUAAUUAUGGUGCGAAGGAGAAACAACUACUGUCGUUAAUUAUAAAACAUAAACACAAUUGCUGAGUAAUA
Messenger RNA from Cloeon dipterum, 1073 nucleotides. Its product is annotated as succinate dehydrogenase [ubiquinone] iron-sulfur subunit, mitochondrial-like. The coding region runs from base 102 to 953 and encodes 283 amino acids. Gene Ontology annotation, biological process: aerobic respiration; respiratory electron transport chain; tricarboxylic acid cycle. The record is from RefSeq and is a predicted model, not a curated record. The transcript is spliced from 7 exons. Lineage: Eukaryota; Metazoa; Arthropoda; Insecta; Ephemeroptera; Baetidae. Gene Ontology annotation, cellular component: mitochondrial membrane. Gene Ontology annotation, molecular function: 2 iron, 2 sulfur cluster binding; electron transfer activity.